GCAGCCGGUGCAGCCGGCCGCACUCAAGAUGGGCACCGCGGGCAAGGUUAUAAAAUGCAAGGCUGCUAUUGCCUGGGAAGCCAAUAAACCAGUUUCUGUUGAGGAGGUAGAGGUUGCACCUCCAAAAGCACGUGAAGUUCGUGUUAAGAUAGUAGCCACAGGAAUAUGUCGCACGGAUGACCAUGUUCUCAAAGGUUCUUUACCAAAUAUAAAUUACCCAGUUAUUCCUGGCCAUGAAGGUGCUGGGAUUGUGGAGAGUAUUGGAGAAGGAGUGACUUGUGUGAAACCAGGAGACAAAGUCAUCCCUCUGUGUCUUCCCCAGUGUGGGGAAUGCAGUUCCUGUUUGAAUCCUGACACCAACUGUUGCCUGAAGACACACCUCUAUGAAUCACAGAACCUCAUGCCGGACAACACCAGCCGAUUCACAUGCAAAGGGCAACGGAUUUACCAUUUCCUGUGGAUCAGCACUUUCUCAGAGUACACAGUAAUGCCUGAUUCUGCCAUUGCAAAAAUUGAUGAUGAUGCUCCUCUGGAUAAAGUCUGUCUGUUUGGCUGUGGAUUUUCCACUGGUUAUGGUGCUGCCAUUAAUACUGCCAAGGUUAAACCUGGUUCUACUUGUGCUGUCUUUGGAUUGGGAGGAGUUGGCCUCUCUGUCGUCAUGGGCUGUAAAUCAGCCGGUGCUGCCAGGAUCAUUGGGAUAGACAUCAACAAAAAUAAAUUUGUGAAGGCUAAAGAGUUAGGUGCCACAGAAUGCAUAGACCCUCAGGACUUGAAGAAACCUGUUCAGGAGGUGCUGGUUGAGAUGACUGACCAUGGUGUGGACUAUUCCUUUGAAGUCAUUGGACGUGUAGAUACUAUGACAGCUGCCCUGGAAUCCUGCCACAUGGGUUCUGGCACCUGUGUAAUGGUUGGAACACCUCCUGCAGGAUCACGGAUAUCCUUUGACCCUAUGUUGCUGUUUACUGGACGUACCUGGAAAGGGAGUUUUAUUGGAGGUUGGAAGACUAAGGAUUCUAUCCCCAAGUUAGUGUCUGGUUACAUGGAGAAGAAGUUUAAUCCAGAUGUGCUAAUAACCCACACUUUACCAUUUGAAAAAAUCAGUGAAGGGUUUGAAUUGUUAUGCUCAGGAAAGAGUAUUCGCAGCAUCCUUCUCUUUUAAGCUUCAGAGCAAUGGUAUUUCAUCCCGUAUCGACUCUUCUGUGAUUUCUUUGCUAUUAAGGAUUAUAAGCAUAGCAAGAGUGAUGGACUCUUUGAUUUGAUAAAGCAUAAUUUGCAAAAGAGCAUCAGCUUUAAUAACUGACACACCUUUUACAAGAAAGCAAUCCUCCAACCAGGAUUUAAAGUUCAGGAAGAUACAGAGAGGCCUUACCUGCAUAGACUCCAGCUACGCAAUUAAGAGUGUAUCUUAAAUUAUGUUUCUGUGCUGUCGGAGGGGGGUGUGCGUACGGCAACCUGUGCAUGUUGUGCAGAGACAGAAAGGAAUAUAACAGGUUCUGUCUCAGCUCUGGGGUGGGGACAGGUAGGUGCUCAGAAGGGACGAGCCCUUCAAAUCCGGCAUAGUGAGGGAAUAAAUAAAUUCUUUUUUUCCCCACA
Pelodiscus sinensis (Chinese soft-shelled turtle) is the source of this 1593-nucleotide messenger RNA. The record is from RefSeq and is a predicted model, not a curated record. Lineage: Eukaryota; Metazoa; Chordata; Testudines; Trionychidae.